AUGAGUGUACGGGAAAAGGAGACGGCAAUCGUCACGGGCGGCUCCCGGGGUAUCGGUUUGGCCAUUGCGCGGAAACUCGCUUCGCGGGGGAUCAAUGUGCUCAUUGCAGAUGUCCGGGAGGAACUCGGCAGGGAAUCGGCGGAGCAAAUCACAAAGGACUUUGGUGUCGAGGCCGUCUUCAUCCGGGCCGACAUGCGGAGCGAAGACGACAUCAAGGCCAUGGUUGACAAGGCCGUGAGCCUGUGGGGGAGGCUUGAUUGGGCGGCCAACAACGCGGGAGUGGGCGAGGCCAUGGACGACAACGAGGACCAUGUCACGAGGGAAGGGUUUGACAAGCUGUACGAAAUCUGCCAGCGAGGCGUCUGGCUCUGCCAAAAGUACGAGGCCGAACAGAUGCGGAAACAAGAGCCGCGCGUCCCCGAGGGAAGCUACCUCAACGACAAGUCGUACCCCCAGCGCGGCGCCAUCGUGAACACGGCCUCGAUCUGCGGACGCAUGACCAACGGGAUGCCGGCCUACACGUCGGCCAAGCACGGCGUGCUGGGCAUCACCCGGACGGGAUGUCUGUUCUACGGUAAGCAUGGCAUCCGGGUCAACGCCCUCUCGCCCGGCGUGGUCAUCACGCCCGAGUACCUCGACUGGAAGAAGGACUUUGUCGACGACGAGCGGUUUGCCGAGCAGGCCAGCGGCUAUGCGAAGCGCUGCCCCAUGAAACGGGCGAGCGAUUGUGAGGAGCAGGCCAACGUGGCCAGUUUCCUCUUGAGCGGUGAGAGUAGCUUUGUCAACGGGGCCGAUAUCGUCUGUGACGGAGGUCUCACGGCCGUGUUUGACAGGUGA
This is a messenger RNA of Fonsecaea pedrosoi CBS 271.37, 837 nucleotides long. RefSeq lists its product as uncharacterized. The transcript has 2 exons. The record is from RefSeq and is a predicted model, not a curated record. Gene Ontology annotation, molecular function: oxidoreductase activity. The coding region runs from base 1 to 837 and encodes 278 amino acids. Lineage: Eukaryota; Fungi; Ascomycota; Eurotiomycetes; Chaetothyriales; Herpotrichiellaceae.